Molecule: messenger RNA, 1506 nt
Organism: Indicator indicator
Lineage: Eukaryota; Metazoa; Chordata; Aves; Piciformes; Indicatoridae
Gene: GSDME
Product: gasdermin E
Exons: 9
Coding region: 1-1506 (501 amino acids)
Biological process (GO): programmed cell death
Cellular component (GO): cytoplasm
Source: RefSeq, a predicted model, not a curated record
AUGUUUGCAAAAGCAACAAAGAAUUUUGUGAGAGAAACUGACAGUGGAGGUGACCUGAUCCCUGUCUCCCAUUUGAGUGCUUCAGACAAGCUUCAGCUUCUGGGCUUAGUUACAAAGAGGAAGAGAUUCUGGUGCUGGCAGAAGCCCAAGUAUCAUUUCUUGGCAGUCACCCUGAGUGAUGUGCUUACUGAAGACAAACCGAUAAAACCAGUCAUUGUGGAGUCCGACUUUGCGAAAUACGUGGGGAGGUUUGAAGAUUUUGUUCAAGGAAGUAUUGAAGCUUCAUUUGGGAAGAUCAGCCUAGGAGCUGGAGGGAAGGGCUAUGUGGAAAACCAGUCCUCAUUUGGAAACCUGAGGAAGCAGGAGAUUGACUUGCAGCAGCUUAUGAAAGAUGUCAAGGACAGAACAAUAAAUCUAAGCAGUAGUUUACUGCAACAAGUAAUAGAAAGGAAACGUGAAGUCCUGUGCAUCUUGAGAGAAAAGAUAAUAACAACUCAGAAGUGUACCAUCUCUGAACAUAUCCAGACAGAAGAAAAAAUCAGCGGUGUUGUGGGAUGCACGACAAAAACAGUAAAGGUUUCAGUGAGUGAAGAUGGAAGUGUGAUGAAGGAUUCUAGUGUGAUCCUUGAAAUUCCUCCUGCAACCACUAUUGCCUAUGGAGUAAUUGAUCUGUUUAUAAAGCACAGUGGCCAGUUUGAAUUCUGUCUGCUAGAUGAACAGCAAGGAGGUUUUGAAAGAGAAGGCACAGAAGGCUCAACUUACCCCCAUUCAGCACUAUUCAAAGAUGCUUCAUUCCUCUAUCAGCCAGAUGCUGUUGAUAAUGAGGUGUACUCUGGGGCUAAAAACCUCAUUCCCAGUGAUGCUUCUCUAAGUGUGUUGAGACAAGAUUUGUUACGGUUGAAGACUCAGUUCCAGCCCUUUGUGAAGCUGCCGGAAGACAAGCAAAGAGCGUUAUAUAAAACCCUUUGUGAACUCUUGCUCCAUGAAGAAAUGGUAACUGCCCUUGAGGACAUGUUGGACAAUAUCUGCACUGGAGGCAAGCCAGAUCUGAAAGAGUUAAAGACUGCACAACAAGGAGACCUCCUUGACUUCUUGCAGCUCUUAGGGUGCAGCUUACAGAGUGAGCUGCUGUUGGAAAAAUAUCAGCCUCAGGAUGAAGAACUCUUCUCAGCUGCUCACCUCCUCAUCAGUGCUAUCUCUGAGCUGUCUGAUUACACUCUUGUCCUGCUGCGAGCCUGCUGUGAUCUUCAAGUUGUUCCGGCAUUGUGUUGUUUGCCCAACGUUGCUUCAGCCGAUGGCUCUGUGGCAUUGAGCAGUCCUCCGGUGGCUACUCUCACCGACAGAGGAAGAUUUGAUGUCGUGCAGAGGCUGUUUGCUUCAUCAAACAUUAACUUGGAAAUGACAGAGUCUUCUGUGAAAGCUGUAACUAUGAAAGAACCUAGAUUCAUCCCUCUUGUUCUUUAUGUUGCAUUGUAUGGAUUUUAUGCUUUAGGUGGAAGUGUGUAG